Molecule: messenger RNA, 5751 nt
Organism: Amoebophrya sp. A25
Lineage: Eukaryota; Dinophyceae; Syndiniales; Amoebophryaceae
Source: the annotation of a GenBank genome assembly
UUCUUUUUUCCUAAUUCAGUUGUUUUGGAGCCACCAUCAUGACCAAACGCUGGCACAAGUACAAGUAAAGUAUGGUGAUGACGGACGAGUAAGAACGCAAGGUGGUGUCGCCAGUGCCGCUCCUGUUGAUGUAUGUGGAAGCACCUGUGGCCGAGAUCUAGGUUUCGAGGUAUAAUGAAGCGAGCGCGAAACUCGCUUGAAGAACUGGGUGACGGUGCUCCUCGCCGACCCCGCAUCAGUCAUGGUGGAAACAAAAAUUUUCAGGGUGUCCCGAGUCCAAUGCGGACAGGAGGGCCGAGUCCAACGCGGCAACAGUUGCCCCUGGGCGUGGCCGGCGUCUCGGGAGCCGGCGGGGCGGUCUCCAGUACGUCAAAACCCCCGGCGACGCAGGAUGUCGACGUAGGCGAGGAGACUGCGUUACGAAUGCGAUUGCUCGCGGAGAAACACAAGAAUGAUUUAUACAGGUAGAAAAGAUAUGAUUAAGUACGUCCGAGAUCUUUCUCCAAAUAGAUAAGCUUUUAAGCGAUGAUUUAGAAAGCCAAUGAUCUGAAAGACUUCUUGAUAUUUGAAUAUGAAUAUAACUUCACCUUGUAUAUACUCACUAGGAGUACUCGCGCGAAAGUGGUGAAAGCUAAUUUGAAGAAUCCCCGUGAUGCAAACGCCGUUGGCUUUCAGCUUUGCGGAGAAGAUGGAAAACACUUUCACGUAACUCUGCAGGGCAGUUGGUGUCAGGAACACCGCGAGAACCCUUGUUAAGGCUGCCUCUAAACUACUACAGAUAUAUUGAUGCUGCACAGGGAAAGGGAUGGAUUAGAAUCAAUGGCAUGAUUAGUGGGAAUGGUGGUGGCCAUCUUUGCUAUAGUAUAAAGAUAGUCUAUUAGAUGGUCCUCAGGGUAGCUCUAAACGUGGAUGCUAGACGUGGGCGACGUCGUGCACCUCCUGGGAGAUCCCACGAUGUAUGAUCAAAUAGCGAAGACGCGACACUGUGAGCUCUCGGAUAAUCCUCAACACGAGCACCGCUUACUGGUCAUGCAUCCGGACGUGCUUCUUUUAGGAGAAUCGACAACUUGAUGGUCACUAACUAUUAAGCUGUAAUGAUGUAUUUGUGUGGAGCGAGUGUGCCUGUGCCGAGGCAGCAUGGUGCAAGUAACCCGUUGAGACAGUUGUUCCAAAGUGGGGUAGAUGGAAUUCUUCUUCGUUAAAUCUUUGUUUCAUGUCUAAUUCUUACUGGCACAGCAGUCUCAAAUGCACUGAAUUGCAGGCGCUAUGCACUUAUUCAAUACGAGAUUUCGGAGGCCGCGGGUUCGACGAAUGCCGGAAGUCGGGCAUUAGUUUUGGGGAACAUUGUACAUGGUGCCCUGCAGGCAGCUAUGGCCGCGCAGGACUUCUCAGAUGCUUUUCUUUAUGUUUCUAGCUCGUCGUCUCUGGACUUCUCAGACGCUUUGCUCUAUAUUUCUAGCUUUUCGUCUCUGCAUGGCACCAUUUUCAAGUUGAUAGAAAGCAAUGAGCUUGUUCUUAGAUAGCGUCUAGUGACCCCAGGAUGCUUGUACUGCAGCCUAAAACCACUGGAUCAAUUGUACAACAGCAAGAGAAGUUGUCGCUUUCGACGUCGUUAUUGCGAAAGAAAUGAAAGCUGACUCUCCUACUCUAAUCAAUGGACAACGUGUUGCGGGAGAACGUGCAGUCGGCACUUGUUGAGCUCUGGCACAUCGGUGUGAGUACGGACGAAAUGUUUAAUGAAUGCCGCAACCGGCUGAAGCACGCAACGAAGUGGGCUCAGCAGUAUUACGUUCCUCUCGGUGGUGUGGACGUGGUCGCAAAAGCCGGCGGCAAGCCGAAGCCUCGGAUACGGCACCUAGUCGGCAACGAACAGAAUGUCUGCAGUCAUCGUUUCGGAUUCAAGGGUAAGCUAGAUGGUUUGGUGCGCACUGAUGACGCGAACAAAACGGCAGCACUUGAAAUCAAGACCGGUCGCAUUAGAACCGAGCAUGUCGGACAAAUUACGGUCUACUACAUGCUGCUGUGCGAUUUGGUACAUCUGAACUACCCUGGACUUGUAAAAUUACUCUGCUUGAUGAGUAGUUCGAGUCAAAAACCCUAACCGGUGCAAAGUAUUUUCACGAAGAUGUUUGGCAACAGGUAGUAGUCCGUAGUUCAGCUUUUCUUGUGAUACAAACAUCCAUUGCUCCACAUUCUUUUUUCUAUCCCAUGAACCAGGUAAAUCAGCAACUGCAGCCAGAACUCCAGGCUUGCAGUAGUUCGGCUCUGCUCUUAUAUCCACACAAAGACGAAUGUACAUACGAGGCGAAGAGGAUAUCGCGCUUCGAUGUACGCGCGAUUAUGCAGAUUCGCAAUAUGCUCGCCUCUACAAUUCAACGGCGACGACAAACACUGGAAGAAGGGCGCCUGCGCGGUCCGGUUUGGCCCCCGAUGAUACCCAGAGAAAAUGGGAUGGAGCCCUCAGACUGUAAGCGCUGCUUUCGGAAAGACCAGUAAUAUAAGACCCUACAACUACAGAUUUGAUCAAAAAUUUGGCACCUUGUUGAAUGUGCAUGAUGAUUGUUCAGGAAAGUUUUCCCAGUCGAAAGUAGAGUUGCCACUUUCUGGAAGUUUUUUUGUCUUAGCGAGUUCUGGGCAUCAAAAUGACUACUUGCUAAAUUUCACAGUUGCUACACACUGGCUGCAAGUGUGGAGAACCAGCCUCAGUUGCGACCAGAGUUGGAUUCCCGAGUACGUGCUUACAUCCAGAAAUGGUUGAUGGUGAUCGAUGCAGAAGAGGUGCUCGGGGCAAAAGCCAAAGAGCGGCCUUGGCGCACGAACACGACGCUGAAUCGAGAUAAAGCCCCGAACGUGGUGAACCCUUCUUCAGCACAACAGGGUGUGCAAAAAGCUGUCGACGGUGCUGCGCCUGAAGCAAAGGUAAAGGACCAAGACGCGAAAGAAGGCGGCAGUGGGUCGAGUGGGUUGCGGUACCUCAAAUUCGAAGAAGCCGUUCUUGUUAAGCCAUCGAACCACCCCAACAUGUUCGGAGUCAACAACUCAGAAGAACAUCAGUUUCACUGGAUUUUUUCUGUGCCCGACUCGGAAGCAGCAGCCAAAUUGCAGGCCUUCAGUAGCGGGGGGCCGCGCAGCUCGCAGCUCGACUUCGAGGAUUACGCAGUUGCAAGCGCCAAGCCAAAGAAAAAGAAUGCCGGUGGUCCGUUUGGUUCGGGCACGAGCGAAGCCGCACUGAGUAUGCGCGCGUUGACGCUUGGCGCGGACGAGAAUGCAGCGAAAGCAUCCAAUACGACAAAGCAGCAACAAGAGCUGGCGGGAUCGCAGCCUUCGCCUGAACUAGUGCAGAGUAUUUUGUCGCUUCCCUUCACAGUGGGAGAUCAGAUCACAAUUUCUCGCGAGCCGGAGGGCCCCUUCUCCUUGUUUCAGGCUACUGUGGUCAACAUCGAUUGUGAGGGUCGUCGUGUGACCGUGCGACCGCGGACUGAGAUUCGCGCAACUCUACGCUCAGAUGCGGGCGCGCAGAUGUGUACGACGCAGCUCACAGAUAUCGAGGACCUGCAGCGAGCGGCUGGCGUGGCCUCAGCGCAGCAAUUGAGCACUUGCGAAUUUUACCGCAUGGACAAAGACGAAUAUGGGGGAGGUUUUGCGAAAAUCCGAGGAGAUUUGAUGCAAUUGGUCUGCACACAAGAACUGAUGAACCCUUUUGUGGGCAAAAUCAAACGCAAGCUCAUUUUCCUAGAGCCGCCAACAUUUUCGGAUGUUGAGCUUGUUAAGGGUUACAACAUUGCAUUCCACACAAGCAUCCUUGGCUUUUUUAAACUAUUUAAAGUAAGUCAAGAGUCAUGUUCUGAGGAAUGCAAUUGCGUAACCUCUAAGCUUGGAGAGCAAGUAGGCACAACGGUAAUGCCGAAAACGCCGCCAGAGAUGAUCGCGGAGGGCACGAAUUGUCUGACUCAAUGGCAGCGCAUGAAUCUGACGCAGCAAAGUAUGGCAAAAGCAAAGAUGAAAAAGACUGCACUUUUUCCUUUCAUACUCUGCUCUGCUAGGAAGAGAGCGCUCUGACGAUGCGCAUGGCUUAGUGCGCGUGAACGAAUCGAUUCUGUUGCCCCUUUUGGCAGUCUGCACUUUGUGCGAGAUUUAUAUAUUGUAUUGUAUUGUAGUUGAUAAUCAGAAGCAUGCAGAAUCAGAAAAUGAAAGCACUCCCUAGAUGAAAUGCCACUCGUCCUUCCUUAUCCCAUAAAUGCGCUUCGUUUAUUAUUCUCCCUUCAUUGCAUACGUGAUCCGCCGCUGCUUUCAGGCAGACGACUACUGCGUCGUCCAAGGGUUUCCUGGUACAGGUAAAACCGAGGUUCUUGCAUCUUUACUCGAGUUGUAUGUACGGAACGGAAAACGAGUCUUGUUUUGCGCCUAUACGAACGCUGCUGUCGAUAAUGGUCUCUUGAGGUUGUUGCGCAACGCGUCAGAAGCUGGAAAGAGGCCUAUGCAGAUAGUGCGCUUGGGGUCGAACGAGCAGAAAGUUCACAAUGAGGUUCGACCGUAUCUUUUGCAAAACCGCAAUUUGAAUUCGAUCCAGGAUGUCAAUGGUUUCAUACAGAGCGUGCAGCUGGUUGCUUGCACCUUGCUCGGCUGCCACGACGCGCUCGUGCAGCAUCUCGCUUUUGACCUCGUCGUGGUUGAUGAAGCUUCUCAGGCGACUGAGCCGGCGACGUGGUGCGCACUGUUCAAAACGAGGAAAUUCGUUCUUUUCGGCGACACAAACCAGCUGCAGCCUCUUGUGAAGCACCCGAAGGCGAUCCAAUUCGGGCUACAGCGAAGCCUAAUGGAGCGCUUAUCGGAGGAGCAGCCCGCAUGCGUCGCAGAACUCAAUGUUCAGUACCGAAUGAACGAAGAAAUCCAGAAACUUCCGAACAAACUCAUCUACAAUGGCAAGCUAGUUUGUGGAAGCGACGCAGUAAAGUAUAGGAAGCUCACAGGUACCAGUACCACUCGAAAAGCGGACCAACCGCGCUGGAACUAGAAUAAACACUAAUAGAUAAAACUGAUCGAUGAGACUAGUACAAAAUGUCGGAACCUUUACAAAUCCACCAAACCUUUUAAUACAGCCUACACACUUGGUGAUGUGACAACGAAAGAAGGAUGGCUUCGGGCAGCUCUAGACCCUGACCGAAAAGUGGUCUUUCUGGAUACUAUGGAUAGCCUUCCCGAGGAUAUGGCGUCGAGGCAGGAGAAUCAAGGUGAAGCGAAUCUAUGCCAGGAACUGGUAAAAAACUUUAUCUACGUAGCAUGUUCUUGCGACCCGUUCGAUAUUUUCUGCAUCCUAUUUUCUUUGUACAGCGUUUUUCAUUGCGGGAACACUUUCUGUCAUGUAUCUUUCAUCACUAAACUUACUGCAAGGUUCGUUCACUGCUUUCCCUGGGAUUGUUCGAGGCGGACAUCGGCGUACUUUCUCCUUAUCGAAGGCAGCUGGCUCUGAUCAAGGAGGUUUUGGGGCCAGAACGACCGGAGGUUCUAACAGUCGACGAAGCACAAGGCAAAGACAAGAAAUGCGUUAUCGUCUCUUUGGUUAAGUCAAAUCGGGAGCGCAAGGUCGGGCAGCUGUUGACCGAUUGGCGUCGCAUGAACGUCCUUCUGACACGAGCUCAGUGCAAGCUUGUCUUGAUCGGUUCAGUACCCACUUUGCAUACCAACGAGCUCAUGCGAAAUAUGCUUGAAACGUGUCAUGAUAAUGCUUGGAUAGUACCCGUAUCUCGCUGA